UCUACAGAGAGAGAGAGAGAGAGCCAUUUGGUGCGGAGGUGUUUUGGCGACAGAGCUUUUCUCUCUCUUCCGUACAAAUGGCGCCGCCGAAGAAUGUUGACGGAGAAGGAAAAGGAAAAGGGAAAGCUAUAGCGAAUACGUCGACAAGAGUGCUUCGAAGUAUGGUUCGGAAGACUCGAAGCGAUACUCAGCGAGAAGGUUCUUCUUCUAAGCUCGUGAAGCUCGAAUCUCCAGAGAAGAAGAAACGGAAGACGACGAAAGCAAAGAGUGGUGGAGCAGCGAAGAAGAAGGUCAAGAAAGAAGAGGUAGCUGUGAAAAUCGAGAAAGAGGAUGAAGAAUCUGCGGAGGAGGAAGAUGAUGAUGCUGCAGAGAAAGAAGAAGAAGAAGAAGAUGAUGACGACUCCGAGAAGAAGAAGAUUGUGAUCGAGCAUUGCAAACAAUGCAAAUCAUUUAGGGAGAGGGCUAAUGAGGUGAAGGAAGGUCUAGAGGAAGCUGUUCCUGGUAUCAUUGUGACUGUGAAUCCUGAUAAGCCAAGGCGUGGUUGCUUUGAGAUUCGAGAGGAAGGUGGCGAAACAUUCAUCAGUCUUUUGGGUAUGAAGCGUCCAUUUACACCAAUGAAGGAACUUAACAUGGAAGAGGUCAUUACGGACAUCGUAGAGAAGAUUAAAUAACAUUGCUAGUAGGCUCUACCAAUGCCGAGUCUUUUGUUUCUUCCUUGACCCUCGGCAAAUAGGCUUCAAUAUCUGACUAUCUAGAGCAACUGCAGGAUUUUUUAGUCUUAAUUUUGAUAUAUUGGUGAAAACCAUUUAAGCACGGUUUCGUCAUUUGGCAGUGCUUGAUCGGCUUUGUGCAGUUUCUUUAUGCUAAAACUUACUGAUAUAUUUGGGAUUAAGUCUGUCUUCGUAAUGCUAGUUUGAAGCAAUUCGUUUCACUUGUUGUUGGAUUGCGUUUGGCGUUAAUUAUGUUAUGGAUUGGAUGAAUGAAGAUAAAACAUUUAGUUACAAUUUGGUAA
Molecule: messenger RNA, 1012 nt
Organism: Arabidopsis lyrata subsp. lyrata
Lineage: Eukaryota; Viridiplantae; Streptophyta; Magnoliopsida; Brassicales; Brassicaceae
Product: high mobility group protein B1
Exons: 4
Coding region: 78-671 (197 amino acids)
Cellular component (GO): Golgi apparatus
Source: RefSeq, a predicted model, not a curated record